Molecule: messenger RNA, 3543 nt
Organism: Scomber scombrus (Atlantic mackerel)
Lineage: Eukaryota; Metazoa; Chordata; Actinopteri; Scombriformes; Scombridae
Gene: shpk
Product: sedoheptulokinase
Exons: 7
Coding region: 122-1510 (462 amino acids)
Biological process (GO): carbohydrate metabolic process; cellular response to lipopolysaccharide
Cellular component (GO): cytosol
Molecular function (GO): sedoheptulokinase activity
Source: RefSeq, a predicted model, not a curated record
UUACAACCAAGUAAUUUUGGAAUUUCCGAUUUCCUGCUUGCACUUAAACGCAGCAGUGUUGACUUUGCCUUCUCAUGAUGUCGUACAGCAAAACCACACAGAGCCAAAACCUGCAGCCGUCAUGCCUUCAUAUAUCCUGGGUUUAGACGUGGGGACUACCUCGAUUAAAGCGAUUUUAUUAGACAGAGACUCCAGAUGUGUGGCUGCGACUCACUCCAUACCUACAACCUCUGAUAUCAGCGACAGUAGCGGGAUAAAGGCUAAAGAGCAGGAUACUGUCCAGAUCAUAGACACUUUGAACCGGUGUGUUGGCCUGCUGCCUGCAGACAAACUGCAGCAUGUCUGCAGCAUCGGGCUUUCAGGACAGAUGCACGGAGUGUUAUUCUGGAGAGCAAAGAGCGGUUGUGACUGGUCCAACGGAAACUUCUUCACAGCCAGCGACACCAGUCAUCUGAUCACCUGGCAGGAUGGACGCUGCACAAGUGGCUUCCUGUCCUCUCUGCCACAGCCAGACUCACACCUCAGCGUAGCAACUGGGUUUGGCUGUGCAACAAUCCUCUGGUACAUGAAACACAGGCCUGAAUUCCUUGAGGACUUCACAGCUGCAGGUACCAUCCAGGACUAUGUGGUGUCCAUGCUGUGUGGUUUGGGCGGGUGUGUGAUGACGCCUCAGAACGCAGCAAGCUGGGGCUUCUUCAACACGUCCUCCAACCAGUGGAAUACAGACAUUCUGAAAGGUGCCGGCUUCCCUUUGCGCCUGCUUCCUCAGUGUGUGCCGUCUGGCGGCUUGGCCGGAAAGACGUGCUCCGACUGGCACGGCAUCCCCGCUGGUACGCCAGUAGGUGGCGCCAUGGGAGACUUCCAGUGCUCCGUCUACUCCUGCAUGAGUGCGCGGACAGAUGCAGUUCUUAACAUCAGCACCUCGGCCCAGCUAACCUACGCCAUGCCAGCUGACUUCAAACCUCCACAUUCUCCUCAGCCUGCCUCCCCCAUCUCCUUCUUCCCGUACUUUGACUCAUUAUACCUGGCGGUGGCAGCGUCACUCAACGGAGGGAACGUGCUAGCCACUUUUGUGGAGAUGCUCACUUCCUGGAUGAAAGAGCUUGGUGUCACAGGCGCAGAGCUGAAUGAUUCGUGCCUAUAUGAGAAGCUGAUUGGUUGUGCUCUGAACCAGGAAACCAGCGACCUGAGAAUGAGUCCUACCGUCCUGGGAGAGAGACACAACCCUCUCUGCCUGGGUCAGGUGACCAACAUCUCUGCCUCCAAUCUGUCUCUGGGUCAUGUGACAAGAGCUCUGUGCCGCGGAGUCCUGGACAACAUCGCCUCCAUGAUGCCCUCUGAGUGUCUGAAGCAGGCGGGGGUCAGCAGGAUCGUAGGCAGUGGGAGCGCCCUCGCUCGCAAUGAGGUGCUUAGGCAGGAAGUGGAGAGGGUGUUUCCUCAGCCGGUGGUUUAUGGACAGAAUGCGGACUCUGCUGUCGGCGUGGCAAUGGUCCUCUGUGACCGACUUUGAAUCAGACUGAUAAUCCACAGGGGAACUCCUGUUUGUUUACAUGAUUAUAAUGGAGAAUUUGCACAUUUUAAUACAAUUUUCUGAAUUGCUUCUACGUAGCUUAUCAAACAGAAAAGUUUAGAAAAGCAAACUGAAAUACUGCAGCAUAUUUUGAUCAGUGAAACAGAAAGAAAAAAGCUGUUUUUGCCAGGAGAGAAUACACAAGGAAAGUCCUGUGUAUUCAAAACCAUACAGUAUGUUCAGUGAGGCUUUUAACAUUUUUAGGACCAAAAAAAACAAAGCUACUAAAUGUCUGACACACUGACUGCAGCUGCCUGCUGGAUGCAUUCAAAAAUGUGAUUACACUGUGAUUGAACAGCUAUUAAAUAGCAAUACAGCAGGCAUUUCUGGGUCUGUUUUGUUGCUUUUUUUAUAUUUUACCUGUGUAUUCAUUAACAUAACAUUGUGCAAAAGUGUUUUCAUCAAUUUAAAACAACAAUCAAAGUCAAUGCUCAAUCAUCAGAAAAAGUCUAAAUUUAAACCUGUCAUUACUGCUAUUGCUUAGCUAUACACCAACACAGUAACAGUUGAAUGCAACACUUUGAUUUUCCUUUCCUGGACGUUGCAGAAAGGUAUUUUUAUAAAAUGCAGAGUGGAUGGAAAUCAAAGUUCUGCUUUGAAGAUCACAGAUUUAUGAUCACAGAUUUAUGAUAACCACGCUGUCUUUCAGCAUGGCCAGUGAGAUGAGGUGUGACAAGUUACUAACAUGUUAGCAUUCAAGCAGAAAAUAGGCUAUCAAGGAAAUGCUUUUCCUCAGGUAUUAGUGUGUCAUUCUCUGUUCCCUCCAUCUGUCUCAUGGUUUUUAUGUCAUUGCUUACAUGGAGGUUAAAAUAUAGUUCCCUCGAGUCUGGCGUUUCCAGCGCGUCUAUCUCCUGUUACUUCUACAGUCUGGAGUUACUUAAGGGGUUGAAUUCAUAGACUAGUUGAGAUCUUCGUAUGUGUACCUUUGUAUCUGGUUGGUACACAAGUUCAACUUAGUCUGGCUCUAAGCAACAUUGGUGAUCCUGAAUGAGCAGCAUCAUAAAGCUGGUUAUCAACUGGCUCAGGUCAUUCUGGGUUCACCAGUCCAGUUAUGAAUGCGUUUAUAUUAAAGAUGCAGAAAUUAUAUUCACAGGUCAAUCACAUGCAGCAUCACCAGAACCAUGAUAGAAGUACUAAAUAUGAUUAUACUAGAUUAUUGGACUAUAAACACUACUGCAUACAAGAUAACAAGUAAACCAACUAGAAUAAGCAGCCAUAAGCCAUGUCAUUUAAAUUGUAUUGCUAUUUUCAACAUGUAAAGUGUAACACAUUAAGAGUAUGGAAAUGCUUUUUUUUUUAUGAUAUAGAAACUAUCAUGAACAUGCAUGUUAAAACAGAGGAAGUAAACUUUUUGCUGCCUCGACAGAAAGGAAAAGCACAAAUUGCAUGAGUUAAAAAAAGAAAGCCUUAAAGAAAGAACAGAAACUAAUGAGGUUUGUCUGACCAAAAUCUUCCAUCCAUUAACGCUGAGCUUUAGUGGGUAUUCAUUUCAUUUUCCAAAUGAUCUUCUCAUUGACUUCAAAAAUAUCAUAUUUAAAGUUGCCAUGUGUCAUCCUGAGCUGCAGUGAUGGUGAGUAUAAAAGUUAUUUAUACACUCAGGAAUCCUGAGGGGAAUUGAAAGAACUUAGUGCAAUUAAUGUGUGUCCGUAAUCAGCCUCCAUUAGUCUGUGGUAUCUGUUCGGCCUUAUGUCUUGUGACCUUUUUGUAUUGUCUUCAUCUUGUAACAUCUUGUGACAUCUUGUGACAUGCCAACACAUUUUUCUUAGAUGUAAAGUUAAAGGCCAGCCAUAGAUAAAGGGACAGAGGCUGUUUUAUCCUGAGUGACAAAUCAUUUAGAAGGUGGAGUUUUUAGAGAUAGGAAACUGUAAAUAUAGUCCUGUUAAAACUGGACCAUAGACUCUCUCAAGAUUGGAUUUUUGACACUGUUCUCUUUUGCAAUAAAAUCUUUUAAAAUAUACAAGUGAGAAGUGUCA